CCUCUCCCAGCGCAACGCCGCGCAACGCGAACAUACCUACGCACACAAUCUCACCUCCUCCCCUCCAACCAACUUCUUGCGCCAAACAUCACAGCGACCGCCAAUCUCUCAACUCUCUCCCCCUCUAGCCGGCCACCAAACAUCCCUACCCCCAAGAGGACCAUCCAAUACCGCAAAGAUGCCUGGUGGCGUUACUGUUCGCGAUGUCGAUGCGCAAAAGUUCAUCAACGCGUACGCCGAGUUCUUGAAGCGCCAGGGCAAGCUUCCCAUUCCCGGCUGGGUCGACACGGUCAAGACGGGCAUCUCGCGGGAGCUGCCCCCGCAGAACAUCGACUGGUUCUACGUCCGCGCCGCCAGCGUCGCCCGCCACGUCUACCUCCGCAAGACCGUCGGCGUCGGCCGCCUGCGCAAGGUCCACGGCACCGCCAAGAACCGCGGCGUCCGUCCCUCCAAGCACGUCGACGCCUCCGGCUCCGUCGACCGCAAGAUCCUCCAGGCCCUCGAGAAGAUCGGCGUCCUCGAGCAGGACGAGGAGAAGGGCGGCCGCCGCAUCACCCAGUCCGGCCAGCGAGAUCUCGACCGAAUCGCCCAGACCACCGCUGAGGCCGAGGAGGAAGAGGAGGAGGAGGAGUAGACGGACGACGGAUGACGGAUGAUACCACACACCCACACCACACACCCCCAUCUUACCGGCGGGGGGUGGGAUUCUAGAUUCUACCACGGUCUAGGGUUAUAGCAUUGAGCGCGGGGCUCUGGGCAAACGGCGUCUGAAAAAGAAAAUCGGACUCGAUGAAAUGAAUUUGAAUUUUGGGAACUGCGCCACUUCCCUUUCCCUCCCUCACGGCAACCCAUUUGACUCCCUCGUCCUCUCUCUUUCUACCCCUCCGAUCUAGAAAGUGAGAAAGUGACUAGUAGUUUUUAUAGGUGACACUCACGUAAUACUCCAUCGUAUUCUUCUACCACGUAGUAGAAAUCUAUUUCCCCUCUCAAAACUGCUACGCGGAGACGAACCUGGACUCGGCCAAACAUAUAUUCAACUUGAGCUCCCCUCCAAGGU
Durotheca rogersii is the source of this 1057-nucleotide messenger RNA. Its product is annotated as 40S ribosomal protein S19. NCBI's taxonomy places the organism in Eukaryota, Fungi, Ascomycota, Sordariomycetes, Xylariales, Xylariaceae. Bases 179 to 634 code for a protein of 151 amino acids. Gene Ontology annotation, molecular function: RNA binding; structural constituent of ribosome. Gene Ontology annotation, cellular component: ribosome; cytosolic small ribosomal subunit. The transcript has 4 exons. Gene Ontology annotation, biological process: translation; ribosomal small subunit assembly. The record is from RefSeq and is a predicted model, not a curated record.